AUGAUACUGGACCCAUAUCAAAUAAACAACGCACACAAAUCAACACUUGAGGGCGCCCAAAACAGCAACCAAAGCUUUGGUUUACCACAGGUUCGCACCCACAGCCCCCUGACCGUUCAUUGCUGCCGCCGACUGGUUUUCACGGAGUUCGCGGAUGCCUGGGAUGUUGCAGAGGUAGAGCAUCUCAAGCUGUGGCUUUUACCUUUUGAAAAGGACGCAAGAGCAGUGAAGAAGAUGAUGAGCUCCACCUCUUGGAGGAAAAGCCUGCAGAUAUGGUUACUCCUGCUGUUGGUGGAACAGCUACAAUAUGUUUUAGGAAGAGUAACAACACAAGGCCGUCUGGAGGCUCAGGUUGAUAAGCCCUUCACUCUGAGCUGCGCCGUUUUGAGGGAACGCACUGAUUCCCUGAGGCAGGUCCGCUGGCUGGACGUCCAGAAUCAGACCCUGCUGACCUACCAGCCAGGCAACAAAGACACAGUGAGUGGUCAGCAGCACGUGGAGCUUGCCCCCUCUCCCAAGGACAACUCAACCAUCACUAUUCAUCGGGUGAGCUUCCGCGAUGAAGGCUGCUACACCUGCAUCUUUGAUCUGCAUCCUUCUGGUUCUAAACAGGGGCAGACAUGCCUCACGGUUACAGCACAAGUCAUAGCGGACAGAAACAAAACAGCAGUGAGCGGCAAGAGGGCCUCCCUUUCAUGCUCCUUUGGUCUGCCUGAAAAGGUGCACCAGAUUGUAUGGAAGCACACGUCUGUCCAAGGUGACUCCAAAGAGGUGGCUUCUUUUGCAAAGAAGAGCGACCCCAUGAUCGAACCUCCAUACCAAGGAAGAGUCUGGCUCACCUCUUCGCUAUCGGACAGCCAGCUCACUAUCCAGCCUGUUUCCAUCCAGGACGAGGGCUGCUUCACCUGCCAGUAUGAAACUCAUCCUGAUGGGCCAAAGAGUUCCGUGGUUUGCCUAUCCACCUAUGUGCUGCCGAAACCUCAAGUGAGUUACAAGACCACCUCUCCAGGUGUGAUCGAGGCCAACUGCACCGCUCUGUCUCGGCCCCCAGCAGAGAUCGUGUGGAAUGUUGAGAGGGACAACCGCACCAUGGGCCCCCCCGUGACAGCACAGUUCCCCCAGGCCGACGGGACCACCCUCGUCAUCAGCACACUGACUGUCCGGUCGGGGCUGCUUAAAGACGUGUCCGUCAAAUGCUUGGUGCACCACAAAGGGCUCGAGUCACCCAUCGCUGUAUCCAUGAACACUAAAAUUGGCACAGCUCUCACCAUCCUGAUAUCAGUCACCACAGUAGCUGCUCUGCUGGUUAUGUCCCUCUGCUUCUGCCUUUGGAAGUGUUUUUUGCGUAAAGAAGAAGAUUAAUCUAACCGAAGACCAGAGGCUAAAAAGAGAUCUUGCUUCUCAGAACAAGCCUUAGACGAUUCCCCUGCAUCAUCCGCUUCACCAUCAACACCAUUGUUGGUAAACUGGUGCAAAGAGAAGAUGUUUUGCCGUAUCUCUGAAGGAUGUCCAGUACAAUCCCGUAUAUGAGCACCGACUGGAUGUUCCCCUCUGCUCCGCUGCCUCAGCAUCUGACUCUUGCAUAAUCACCAUGCUGUCCUCACAUGGUGUCUAUGAGAAGCAGUUUCACAGAUUUUUUUUUUCUUUUUUUUCCUGGCUCUGUAAUUGAUUGAGUAUAUGGCCACACAUUCCAUUACCAACAGCAAAGUCUCUGUAUGGCUUAGUUAAGGGCAGUGAUUUUGCAGCACACUGCCUCGCCUCAAAGGUGAUCUCCUGUUUGCCUCUUCAUCUGGUUUUUAAAGACUCGUGGUGCUUCAUAGCUGUCUUAGCUGUUUAAAUCCACUCAAGAGACCAUAAACAUUAGCGAGCCACGCAAAUCACUGAUAUUUUUGGGAAUGGCAUUGAAUCUUAACAAUAAGAAGAAAAAAAAAUUAAUUACAAAUUACAUACUUUAAAUUACCCAUCUAAUUGACACAGUGAGCUGACAUUUAUGGUUUUUCUUCUUGUACCUCAGAUCUUUGUCACUUUAGCAUUAUGAGAGUUGGAUUGGGAUUAUAGGCACUAUAAGACUGACUAAAAGGGCUGUAUACUCAUAUAUUGUAAGGAUAAUAUCUAUUGUAAACUUUUUGUGCAUAAUUCAGUCGAUAUGUUUAUGUGUGUAUAUGCGUGUGUUUGUGUCUGUUUGUAUACGUAUGUGUGAGCUUGUGUGAAUCUGUUAGCAGUGAAAUUCCACGGUCAGAUGGCUUGAAUCAAUUGCCUGAAGAAGCAACAGUGAAACCUUUUAGGUGCCCCUGAAAGGAAUGCACGUCUUGCUGCUCGUCGUGCAUUCGGUCACUUUGUGUGUCAGUAAUUUGGAAAAUUACUUGAGGUACUUCAGGUCAAAUAUCCCAGAGCCGCUCUGUUAAUUUUUAUCUCACGAUAGUUCAAAGAGGCACCAAAAAUACCUGUUUAUAAUGUAAUGCAAUGAUGCUUCUAGGUGAUAUUAUGUUCACAUGUAUUUCUUAAAAAGCUUUUUUUUGCUCUGUUGAAUAAGGAUGAAUACUGGAGCAAAUGAUUUGCAUCUCUGAGUUUCUAACUUUAAUAAGGCACGGUUUCUAUGACACUUAUUAGCCCUUACUGAUCUCAUUUUAUGUCUGUUAAGAGUUUCUACAGGAUUUCAGUAGAGCACCAACAGAACCAAUCACAUCUGGUACUUCUGAAAAAUGUUUUUUGUUCAUUAAUUAAAUAUAUUGAGGCAUCCAGAACUCUUUUGAUCAGCUGGACUCCAGCAAAAGAGACCAACUAUGCAUGAAAUGUUAAUGUCUUGAAUGGAAUGAAUAAUAAAAAAUAUAUAAACAACAAC
Menidia menidia (Atlantic silverside) is the source of this 2842-nucleotide messenger RNA. NCBI's taxonomy places the organism in Eukaryota, Metazoa, Chordata, Actinopteri, Atheriniformes, Atherinopsidae. The record is from the annotation of a GenBank genome assembly.